Messenger RNA from Eurytemora carolleeae, 1675 nucleotides. RefSeq lists its product as uncharacterized. Gene Ontology annotation, molecular function: protein binding. The transcript has 12 exons. The coding region runs from base 1 to 1083 and encodes 360 amino acids. Lineage: Eukaryota; Metazoa; Arthropoda; Copepoda; Calanoida; Temoridae. The record is from RefSeq and is a predicted model, not a curated record.
AUGCCAUACCUAAACCUUCUCCUAGCCGCUGGUCAACACAGUCUACACUUCUACAAAGUGGAAUCUAACAGAUUUAAUGCCAGGUACAAGGUGUUUGGGUCUAAAUUUAAUGCCGGGUUUAGGUUGCUUGGUUCUAGAUUUAAUGCAAAAUACAAGUUUUUUGGUUCUAGAUUUGCUGCCAGGGAUGAGUUCAAUGGAGUACAUGUACUAGAAAUCUACUACGUCGGACAUGCUGUUAGAACUACACGUCUAGCUGUUAUACAUCAGAACAGUGCUAUAACGCAUUGGCAGCUGUGGCGGGACAAACUUAUUUGUAUUCUCUCUUCAGGGGAUAUUUGUGUGUACAUCCUGUACAUGAACCCUGUACAAGAGAUCUACAGAUCUCAAUGCUACACAGAUAUUCUCUACAAAAAUCCUAUUUGGACGUUUAGAGAUAUCGUCUUCGUUUCUUCUCUGGAGUCUAGUGUGUUUGAUGAUAAACGAGAAACACCGUCCAACGCUUACUCUUAUAUGUCGGAUAUUUGGGCAGAAAGAAAUGGUUCUGGUCACUGGUAUAUAGGAAGUUUAGACCAAGAAAGUGAGAAUAGAAUGUUUAAUGGAGGCAAGUACCUCCAAAUAGAUAACUCCACAACCUCUGCAGACUCCAGAGCCUCAACUAUGUACUCUACCGCCUCUAGAGCUUCAAAUAUGUCCUCUACAGCCUCAUCUGCAGAAGAGGAUUGGGAUAAUCUUCAGGGAUAUUGUCUUCAGCGGCAAUAUUUAGGUUCUAGUUUUAGUUCAGAUAUAACAUGCGUUUUCCUUUCAAGAUCUCUUCUUCUCUGUGGUACUCAGGAUGGAAGACUGCUUCUGUUUCAAGUUCCUACUUCUAACUUAGUUCAUUCCAGUACAGAUUUUGAGAGCCUUGGUGGUUCAUGCGUUUGGAACAUGAAUGUAUCACAUCUCAGUAUUAAAUCAGUUCAUCUUAAUUUCUCAGGAGGAUAUAUUGAGAUGUACUUUACAACCCUGGAGGAGUUGAGUUGUGUUAAACUACAGUCUGGUGCAUUUGGAUACAAUGUAGAACCUUUGUUAGAUAUUUCAUGUUAAAUUAUCUAAAUGACCCCAAUUAAUGGAAAAAUAUACUUAAUUUAAUGGGCUUUGAAAGAAAAAACUUAAAUUUCUGCCCCAUGGUCUGUCUACCCAUCAACAAAAAUCUUGUGGCCAAAAUCUAUGAUCUUUUAUACAAUAAUGAAUUUAAAAUGGUUGAAACAAGAUAGUUUUUUUGAUGCAAUGUUUUUUUUAAUUAUUAAAUGUGUUUUAGAGAAAUACCUAGCAAAAUAUAUUCUCCAGUUAAGGGGGAGUUUAACUCCAUUUUUGCCAUCCAGUUUUAGUCAAUUGUGCAAUUACUGGGUGUUAAUACCAACUUUUGAACCACUUUUGAAGUCAACUCGCCAACUGGGCGAAAUCAAGUGACAAAAAUGUAUUUAAACUUGACUUUUUUAAUCCCAGUUUGUUAUUUGGUUCAAAAGUCGAGUAUUUUCCAAUUGGGGAAAAAAACCUUUUCUGAACUUUUUUUGAUCCAAUAAGGUUUACAGUUGUAGCCCUAUACAAUGUUAUUGAUACUAAAUAAAUUUAAAUCUAUGUUUACAUUUAUUAUCAUAUCAUUUUUAUCAAAGUUCAAUAAAGAAUUUAUACGAAA